AGUUGUCAUGUGUCCAGCUGUUUUGUGGUGACUUUCACUGUGAAUAGUCUGUGAAGAAAAUUUCUGUAAAAUUAGUGAAAAUAGGGCAGUGAGAAUGACGAGACUGAAGGGUGAAAAUGCCCAUUCGUUGGACGAUCUUGUGAAGUACGUGACUCUGCAUAUACCCAAUCCCCUGCUCUUCAAUGGAGCUAUCUUUCCCUUCCUCAUCCUCUACUGCUUCUGGUUCUACUUUUCCGUCUGUGUUUACGGAAUUGUGGAGCACUACGAAGCCGGUCUUCUCUCCUUGGCCAUCAUCGGAUGCAUCCAGACACUCUGCUGCCUGUGCUGCUUCUGGAGCGUCCACAUAAACUCCGCAUUGAAUUUCAGGAAGACAAAAUUACCGGGACCCGGAGUUUAUGCCAAGGUUGUUCCGACACCAAAUAAUGGAUCAUCGGAGUUGACAUUAAUUCAAAGUACAAAACUUUCGGUAGAUCGACCACCUGAGUACUGGUUUAUGUUCCAAAAGAUAAAGUACGUAUGGGAUGAAGAUAAGGCUCAAUUUAAGGGCAUAGACUUUCCCAUUCAUAAGACUUAUCGGCAGUACAUAGAGGCAAAGGGUCAUGAAGAUGAGAACGAAGUAAGCCUGGCUGAAAAGACUUACGGAAAGAACAUGAUGGAAAUGGUGGUUCCUGAAUUCUAUCAACUCUUUAUUGAGCGUGCAACGGCACCUUUCUUCGUAUUCCAAAUAUUUUCUGUUGGUUUGUGGUGUUUAGAUGAAUACUGGUACUACUCCCUCUUCACCCUUUGCAUGUUGGUAAUCUUUGAGUGUACUCUGGUACAGCAACAAUUGCGAAAUAUGGCUGAGAUUCGAAAGAUGGGCAAUAAGCCGCAUCUCAUAAAUGUAUUUCGAAAUCGCAAAUGGCGUCAAUUGAUGUCUGAUCAACUCGUUCCGGGAGAUUUGGUCUCCAUAGCACGUUCUCAGAAUGAUCAUCUAGUUCCCUGUGAUGUUGUACUCCUAAGAGGAUCUUGCAUAGUCGAUGAGAGUAUGCUCACGGGAGAAUCUGUGCCGCAAAUGAAAGAAAGUUUGGAGAACUGUGAUGAUCUAUCCCGGGAACUAGAUCCAGAGGGUGAUGGAAAACUUUUUGUUCUCUUUGGAGGCACCAAAGUGGUGCAGCACACAUCACCAACAAAAGGAGCCAUGAGAGCGCCAGAUAGUGGUUGCAUUGGGUACGUCCUGCGAAAUGGCUUCAAUACGAGCCAAGGAAAACUCCUCCGGACAAUUUUGUUUGGUGUUAAAAGGGUCACUGAGAAUAAUCUUGAGACCUUUGCAUUUAUCCUGUUCCUCUUGGUAUUUGCCAUCGCAGCAGCUCUCUAUGUGUGGAUCAAGGGAACGGAGGAUUUGGAGAGGAAUCGGUAUAAGCUCUUCCUUGAGUGUACACUCAUCCUGACUUCAAUUAUUCCGCCUGAUUUGCCAAUUGAACUGUCCCUGGCGGUUAAUACGUCUCUCCUGCAGCUUUCGAAGCUGUUUGUGUUUUGUACAGAACCCUUCCGGAUUCCCUUUGCUGGAAAAGUUCAGAUUUGCUGUUUUGAUAAAACUGGCACUCUCACGAGUGACAAUUUGAUGGUUGAGGGCAUUGCUGGGCUCAAUGAUGACAAGACUAUUACGGGAAUUGGGGAAAUUCCUGAGACGACCGUUCAGGUUCUGGCCACGUGUCAUUCUCUGGCACAAUUGGAUGAUGGAUUGGUUGGAGAUCCAUUAGAGAAGGCUACCCUUACGGCAGUGGAUUGGAAUCUCACAAAGCAGGAUAGUGUUGUUCCCAAGAAGGGUAAAUUUAAGCCCUUGAAGAUUUACCAGAGAUUCCAUUUUUCUUCGAGCCUGAAGAGAAUGUCAGUUUUGGCUGGGUAUACAAUUCCCUGGUCCAAUGAUGUUUGCUACAUUGGAGCUGUCAAGGGAGCUCCGGAAACUCUAGUAAAAAUGAUUAAGGAUGUGCCUGCUCACUAUGAAGAAACCUACUUGGAGUAUUCCAGGAGGGGAGCUAGAGUCCUGGCACUGGGCAUAAAGGAGUUCGGAAAGUUGGAAAAUGCCCAAAUGAGGGAAAUUAAACGGGAAGAUGUGGAGAAAGAUUUGACAUUUGUCGGAUUUGUUGUGAUUUCCUGUCCUCUGAAGCCGGAUUCAAAAAAUAUUAUCAAAGAAAUCAUUCAGGCUUCGCACAAAGUUGUCAUGAUCACGGGAGAUAAUCCCCUGACAGCGUGCCAUGUGGCAAAGGAGCUCAAAUUCACACGACGUCCUGUUCUGAUUCUCAGUCAGAAGUCUGACUGGACCUGGCAGUCUGUCAGUGGUGACAUCAAUCUCCCGGUGGAUCAGAAAGUUCCGUCCUUUGUCAAGGAUUACGAUCUCUGUAUUACCGGCGAAGGUUUGAUGUAUCUGUCAGAAGAGAAGAAUGCCUUUCUUCGGAAAAUCCUUCCCUUUGUCUCAGUCUAUGCGAGAUUCUCGCCAAAACAGAAGGAAUUUGUCAUUACGACCCUCAAGAAUCUCGGCUAUUGCACUUUAAUGUGCGGCGAUGGGACAAAUGACGUUGGUGCUCUGAAGCAUGCCAAUGUGGGCGUGUCUAUUCUCAGCAAUGCCCCUCUCAAGGCACCGUCGGAGGCCAAGAAGGAGCGUCAGGAGGGAGAAAAUGCUCCAAGGGUAGCUGCUCCGGCUGUCCGGGAACGACCUAAUCUCAGUGCCAGAGAACGGGCUCUGCUUCGGCACAGAGAUCAAAUCAUGUCGACCCAGGAACGACUGCAAAAAGAACUAAAAGAGCUCGAGGAAGUGCAGGUGGUCAAGCUGGGAGAUGCCAGUAUUGCAGCUCCUUUCACCAGCAAAUUGUCUUCGAUCAUGUGUGUGUGCCACAUCAUAAAACAAGGGAGAUGUACCCUUGUAACAACGCUCCAAAUGUUCAAGAUUCUUGCACUAAAUGCCCUCAUUUCGGCAUAUUCCCAAUCCGUUCUCUAUGUGGACGGAAUUAAACUUAGUGACACUCAAGCGACGUUGCAGGGUCUCCUGCUGGCCGCUUGUUUUCUCUUCAUAACGCGAUCGAAGCCCCUGAAGGUGCUGUCGAAACAGAUGCCCCUGCCCAAUAUCUUCAACAUGUACACUCUCAGCACAAUUCUGCUGCAGUUCUCUGUGCACUUUGUGGCUCUGAUCUACCUUGUGCAGGAAGCCACGGCCAGGAGUCCACCGCGUGAGGGAAAGAUUGUGCUGAAUGUGGAUUUGGAACCGGGAGAGAAGCCACCAUUCUCACCAACUCUUAUUAAUAGUACAGUGUACAUGAUAUCAAUGGCGCUCCAAGUAUCCACAUUUGCUGUCAACUACAAGGGACAUCCAUUCAUGGAGAGUUUGAGAGAGAAUCGUCUUUUGCUGUACUCUAUCUUGAUCUCUAGUUCAAUUGUGAUCUGUCUUGCGCUCAAUAUUUCCCCGGAUUUAACUUCAACUUUUGAAAUUGUCGAAUUUCCCGACGACUUCCGGAAGAUUUUGGUAUUUGUCUUGAUUGCCGAUGCCUGUUUGGCAUUCCUGGCUGAUAGACUCUGUUCAUUCCUGUUCGGUGAGAUGAGACAGAAAUUUCAUCUAAUUAACUACUGAAUGGCUAACUCCUGGAGGAGAAAAUUAAGAUAUUUGCUAGAUUAAGAAGGUUUGAGUGAACGUAUGUGUGAAUAUCAGUUGAAUGAAGUAUAAUGUGCGAAGAGGUAAAUAAAUUUAAAACAACUUUUAAUUUAAUAACAAGAGUGUAGGUAGAAAUAAAUUUUAAUGAAAACCAAAACAUGUUUCGUGCAUGUUCUAUUUGUUGAAAUUCCGUGUAGAAGAGUUCAAUUUAUUCAAGAUUUAGAUUGGCAGUUUUUGUUUCUGAAAUUCUUUCAAUAUUAACUUUGACAGUGAAGAACAAUGAAUCUUUAGUGGAAUGCCUCUUAAGUGGACCAACUGAUUCAGUUGAUUACACAAUUUUCUGAUAAUAUUUCAAGUCUGAAUUUUAGAAAAUACACAUUUCUAAUGCACUUAAUGUUUAUCAUAAUGAAAUUGUCAAUCUUAAUUUACAGUGCCGAAAAAGAAUUUUGAGGUGAAAAUAAAUGAAUUUACAAUUAUAAAA
Phlebotomus papatasi is the source of this 4103-nucleotide messenger RNA. Its product is annotated as endoplasmic reticulum transmembrane helix translocase. Bases 95 to 3601 code for a protein of 1168 amino acids. Gene Ontology annotation, biological process: intracellular calcium ion homeostasis. Gene Ontology annotation, molecular function: ATP binding; P-type ion transporter activity; ATP hydrolysis activity. NCBI's taxonomy places the organism in Eukaryota, Metazoa, Arthropoda, Insecta, Diptera, Psychodidae. The transcript has 6 exons. Gene Ontology annotation, cellular component: endoplasmic reticulum membrane. The record is from RefSeq and is a predicted model, not a curated record.